This is a messenger RNA of Hypomesus transpacificus, 2143 nucleotides long. RefSeq names its product NDRG family member 4 (gene ndrg4). The transcript has 17 exons. Lineage: Eukaryota; Metazoa; Chordata; Actinopteri; Osmeriformes; Osmeridae. Gene Ontology annotation, cellular component: cytoplasm. Gene Ontology annotation, biological process: signal transduction; brain development; positive regulation of ERK1 and ERK2 cascade. Bases 165 to 1565 code for a protein of 466 amino acids. The record is from RefSeq and is a predicted model, not a curated record.
GCUAGGGAAAGAGGAACAUAAUUCAGAUAGCAGAGAAACCUCAUAGACUACACAGCUUCUACCAGUCAGUAGAACAGACGGAGUGACAGAGAGAGGCAGACUCUGACGCUAACCCAGACACAACAACAACAGCAACUGCCAAACCAGCACUACUGGUCUCCAAGAUGGCAGGGAUGAAGGAGCUGCAGGUCACAGAGGAGAAACCCCUGCUGCCUGAACAGAGAGGACCGGACACAGACACGCAGCUGUGUAGAGGAGGUGGGGAGGUCAGUGUGUACACCAGCCCCCACAGCUCCGCCCCCCUCUCUUGUGCAACCCCACCCCUCCGCUGGCAUGUGAUGGCGAGGCGCUGGCUAACCCAGACUCGCAGGCGGACCAGUGGGUGCAUCCUGGACGACUGUGAAUUCCUGAUGCCUGUUGGAAACUGGAAGGAACAGGACAUUGAGACUCCCUACGGGUUGCUGCAUGUGGUGAUCCGAGGGGCUCCGAGGGGAAACAAACCAGCCAUCCUCACCUACCACGACGUGGGUCUGAACCACAAGCUCUGCUUCAACUCCUUCUUCCACAAUGAAGACAUGCAGGAGAUUACCCAGCACUUUGUGGUAUGUCAUGUCGACGCUCCGGGACAGCAGAUCGGUGCUUCUCAGCUACCACAGGGGUACCAGUUCCCCACCAUGGACCAGCUGGCCAGUAUGCUGCCCAGCGUCAUCCAGCACUUUGGAUUCAAGAGCAUCGUGGGAAUUGGAGUUGGAGCUGGAGCCUACAUCCUGGCCAAGUUUGCUCUGAUCUUCCCGGACCUGGUUGAGGGUCUGGUUCUGCUCAACAUCGACCCAAAUGGGAAGGGCUGGAUUGACUGGGCGGCAUCAAAGUUGUCUGGUCUGACCAGUGCUCUGCCUGACACAGUGUUGCCUCAUCUCUUCAGCCAGGAGGAAUUGAUGAACAACACAGAGCUGGUCCAGAGCUACAGACAACAGAUCAACAACACCAUCAACCAGUUCAAUCUUCAGCUCUUCUGGAACAUGUACAACAGUCGUCGGGACCUGGAGAUGAACCGCAGUGGGACAGUGCUCAAUGCCAAGACCCUGAGGUGCCCUGUCAUGUUGGUUGUGGGGGACAAUGCCCCAGCUGAGGAGGGAGUGGUUGAAUGCAAUUCUAAACUGGAUCCGAGCCACACAACGUUCUUGAAGAUGGCUGAUUCUGGUGGACUUCCCCAGUUAACACAGCCUGGGAAGCUGAGUGAAGCCUUCAAGUACUUCCUGCAGGGCAUGAGCUACAUUGCGUGUGUGAAGGAUGGAAGGUUGAGUGGAGGGCCAGGUACUUCCUGUUUGGUGUUGCCCUCUGCCGUUCCCUUCAGCUCAGAUGCAGUGUUGCCAAUUUGCCGACUUUACACCUUGCCUAGUGGCAAAAAAUCUUAUCUUGCGACUUGCGAAAAAUCUAUCGACUUUCUGCUACUUUGCCAAUCUCCGUUUUCAGUUGUUGUGCAGCAGCAAACAGUUUUCUUUUACAUUAUGUUUGCCUUUCUUAGUGUUUUAGUGGUCCGAAUGUUUAUAGAAGUAGGCUUCUAAUUGUACUUAGUACAUCUACAGAUCUAAAGCUUGACGCUACAUGAUGCCAUCACCAUCUUGUGACUUUUAUCAACUUUUCAAAGAGCCAAUAGUGACUUCUGGCAACACUGCUCAGAUUAUCUUACUUUGACGCAAGUUUAGAUUGUUCUUUUUGCUCUUCAUCUCGUCCUAAAAUCUUUUUAUAUAUAUUCAAUACUGUGGAUUAUUUGCUUUCAGGAGUCUGUAUUCAACCCUGCUGCCCUGUCCUCAACCCUGCUGUCCUCAACCCUGCUGCCCUGUCUAAAACCCUGCUGCCCUCAACCCUAAUGUCCUCAACCCUGCUCUCCUCAACCCUGCUGCCCUGUCUAAAAUCCAGAUUUCCAGUCUAAAACCCAGAUGUCCUCAACCCUGCUGUCUUCAACCCUGCUGUCUUCAACCCUGCUGUCCUCAACCCUGCUGUCCUCAACCCUGCUGUCCUCAACCCUGCUGUCCUCAACCCUGCUGUCCUCAACCCUGCUGUCUCCAAUCCUGCUGUCCUCAACCCUGCUGUCUUCAACCCUGCUGAUAGUGGUGUUAACCAAUCAAAUAGUGUUGCCAGU